AUGCCGACCACUUCCCCAACUCUCAGCACACCUGCAACCACAUCUACUCUGGAGACAGCCUCCACUGAUACUACUGAAGUCACCUCAACCCUUCAGGACACCACCUUGGCCACUUCCACCACAGCAGAAAUAUCCACCACAGCUGUCCAGUCCACGAUGACUUCUGGGACUACAGCUUCAACCUCUUCCACUCCACAACAAACGUCUCCUGCUGGCACAACCUCCACACUUGUCUCCACCACAGAAGAAACCUCCAACUCAGCUACUACAGGAACAAAUGAAGUCACUUUCAGCCAACGUGGAACAUCUACUACUGCUCCUCUCACUGCCACAUCGCAGGAGACAACAGCAUCGACCACCAUAUUCCUUCCAAAAACAACCUCGUCUUCUCCUGGAACAAGCCCAUCUGCUACAUCCACGCCAAAUAUUCCUACGCAGAGCACUUCCCCAACUCUCAGCACACCUGCAUCCACAUCUACUGUGGAGACAACCUCCACUACUACAACUGAAGGCACCUCAACCGUUCAGGACACCACCGUGACCACCUCCACCACAGCAGAAACCUCCACCAAGGUAGAAACCUCCACCACAGCUAUCCAGUCCACGUUGUCUCUUGAGACUACAUCCUCACCCUCCUCCACUCCAGAAGAAACAUCUCCUGCUGACACAAGCUCCACACUUGUCUCCACCACAGCAGAAACCUCCAACCCAGCUACUACAGGAACAAAUGCAGUCACUUCCAGCCCACCUGGAACAUCAACUACUGCUCCUCUCACUAUCACAUCUCAGGAGACAACAGGAUCGACCACCAUGUUUCUUCAACAAACAAACUCGUCUUCUCAUGGGACAAGCCCAUCUCCUACGACCACGCCAACUCUUGCUACUCAGAACACAUCCCCAACUCUCACCACAAUUGCAUACACCUCUACUCUGGAGACAACCUCCACUGCUACCACUGGAGGCACCUCAACCCUUCAGGACACCACCGUGACCACCUCCACAACAGCAGAAACCCCCACCACAGCUGUCCAGACCACGUUGUCUCUUGAGACUACAUCCUCGCCCUCCUCCACUCAACAACAAACAUCUCCUGCUGACACAACCUCCACACUUGUCUCCACCACAGCAGAAACCUCCAACCCAGCUACUACAGGAACAAAUGCAGUCACUUCCAGCCCACCUGGAACAUCAACUACUGCUCCUCUCAGUACCACACGUACAGAGACAACUGCAUCAAGCACCAUGCUUCCUCCACAAACAACCUUGUCUUCUCCUGGGACAAGCCCAUCUCUUAAAACCACACCAAGUAUUCCUAUGCCGACCACUUCCCCAACUCUCAGCACACCUGCAACCACAUCUACUCUGGAGACAGCCUCCACUGAUACUACUGAAGUCACCUCAACCCUUCAGGACACCACCUUGGCCACUUCCACCACAGCAGAAAUAUCCACCACAGCUGUCCAGUCCACGAUGACUUCUGGGACUACAGCUUCACCUUCUUCCACUCCACAACAAACGUCUCCUGCUGGCACAACCUCCACGCUUGUCUCCACCACAGCAGAAACCUCCAACCCAGCUACUACAGGAACAAAUGAAGUCACUUUCAGCCAACGUGGAACAUCUACUACUGCUCCUCUCACUGCCACAUCGCAGGAGACAACAGCAUCGACCACCAUAUUCCUUCCAAAAACAACCUCGUCUUCUCCUGGAACAAGCCCAUCUGCUACAUCCACGCCAAAUAUUCCUACGCAGAGCACUUCCCCAACUCUCAGCACACCUGCAUCCACAUCUACUCUGGAGACAACCUCCACUACUACAACUGAAGGCACCUCAACCGUUCAGGACACCACCGUGACCACCUCCACCACAGCAGAAACCUCCACCAAGGCAGAAACCUCCACCACAGCUAUCCAGUCCACGUUGUCUCUUGAGACUACAUCCUCACCCUCCUCCACUCCACAAGAAACAUCUCCUGCUGACACAAGCUCCACACUUGUCUCCACCACAGCAGAAACCUCCAACCCAGCUACUACAGGAACAAAUGCAGUCACUUCCAGCCCACCUGGAACAUCAACUACUGCUCCUCUCACUAUCACAUCUCAGGAGACAACAGGAUCGACCACCAUGAUUCUUCAACAAACAAACUCGUCUUCUCAUGGGACAAGCCCAUCUCCUACGACCACGCCAACUCUUGCUACUCAGAACACAUCCCCAACUCUCACCACAAUUGCAUACACCUCUACUCUGGAGACAGCCUCCACUGCUACCACUGGAGGCACCUCAACCCUUCAGGACACCACCGUGACCACCUCCACAACAGCAGAAACCCCCACCACAGCUGUCCAGUCCACGUCGUCUCUUGAGACUACAUCCUCGCCCUCCUCCACUCAACAACAAACAUCUCCUGCUGACACAACCUCCACACUUGUCUCCACCACAGCAGAAACCUCCAACCCAGCUACUACAGGAACAAAUGCAGUCACUUCCAGCCCACCUGGAACAUCAACUACUGCUCCUCUCAGUACCACACGUACAGAGACAACUGCAUCAAGCACCAUGCUUCCUCCACAAACAACCUUGUCUUCUCCUGGGACAAGCCCAUCUCUUACAACCACACCAAGUAUUCCUAUGCCGACCACUUCCCCAACUCUCAGCACACCUGCAACCACAUCUACUCUGGAGACAGCCUCCACUGAUACUACUGAAGUCACCUCAACCCUUCAGGACACCACCUUGGCCACUUCCACCACAGCAGAAAUAUCCACCACAGCUGUCCAGUCCACGAUGACUUCUGGGACUACAGCUUCACCCUCUUCCACUCCACAACAAACGUCUCCUGCUGGCACAACCUCCACGCUUGUCUCCACCACAGCAGAAACCUCCAACCCAGCUACUACAGGAACAAAUGAAGUCACUUUCAGCCAACGUGGAACAUCUACUACUGCUCCUCUCACUGCCACAUCGCAGGAGACAACAGCAUCGACCACCAUAUUCCUUCCAAAAACAACCUCGUCUUCUCCUGGAACAAGCCCAUCUCCUACAUCCACGCCAAAUAUUCCUACGCAGAGCACUUCCCCAACUCUCAGCACACCUGCAUCCACAUCUACUGUGGAGACAACCUCCACUACUACAACUGAAGGCACCUCAACCGUUCAGGACACCACCGUGACCACCUCCACCACAGCAGAAACCUCCACCAAGGUAGAAACCUCCACCACAGCUAUCCAGUCCACGUUGUCUCUUGAGACUACAUCCUCACCCUCCUCCACUCCACAAGAAACAUCUCCUGCUGACACAAGCUCCACACUUGUCUCCACCACAGCAGAAACCUCCAACCCAGCUACUACAGGAACAAAUGCAGUCACUUCCAGCCCACCUGGAACAUCAACUACUGCUCCUCUCACUAUCACAUCUCAGGAGACAACAGGAUCGACCACCAUGUUUCUUCAACAAACAAACUCGUCUUCUCAUGGGUCAAGCCCAUCUCCUACGACCACGCCAACUCUUGCUACUCAGAACACAUCCCCAACUCUCACCACAAUUGCAUACACCUCUACUCUCGAGACAACCUCCACUGCUACCACUGGAGGCACCUCAACCCUUCAGGACACCACCGUGACCACCUCCAUAACAGCAGAAACCCCCACCACAGCUGUCCAGUCCACGUCGUCUCUUGAGACUACAUCCUCGCCCUCCUCCACUCAACAACAAACAUCUCCUGCUGACACAACCUCCACACUUGUCUCCACCACAGCAGAAAUCUCCAACCCAGCUACUACAAGAACAAAUGCAGUCACUUCCAGCCCACCUGGAACAUCAACUACUGCUCCUCUCAGUACCACACGUACAGAGACAACUGCUUCAAGCACCAUGCUUCCUCCACAAACAACCUUGUCUUCUCCUGGGACAAGCCCAUCUCUUAAAACCACACCAAGUAUUCCUAUGCCGACCACUUCCCCAACUCUCAGCACACCUGCAACCACAUCUACUCUGGAGACAGCCUCCACUGAUACUACUGAAGUCACCUCAACCCUUCAGGACACCACGUUGGCCACUUCCACCACAGCAGAAAUAUCCACCACAGCUGUCCAGUCCACGAUGACUUCUGGGACUACAGCUUCACCCUCUUCCACUCCACAACAAACGUCUCCUGCUGGCACAACCUCCACGCUUGUCUCCACCACAGCAGAAACCUCCAACCCAGCUACUACAGGAACAAAUGAAGUCACUUUCAGCCAACGUGGAACAUCUACUACUGCUCCUCUCACUGCCACAUCGCAGGAGACAACAGCAUCGACCACCAUAUUCCUUCCAAAAACAACCUCGUCUUCUCCUGGAACAAGCCCAUCUCCUACAUCCACGCCAAAUAUUCCUACGCAGAGCACUUCCCCAACUCUCAGCACACCUGCAUCCACAUCUACUCUGGAGACAACCUCCACUACUACAACUGAAGGCACCUCAACCGUUCAGGACACAACGGUGACCACCUCCACCACAGCAGAAACCUCCACCACAGCUAUCCAGUCCACGUUGUCUCUUGAGACUACAUCCUCACCCUCCUCCACUCCACAAGAAACAUCUCCUGCUGACACAAGCUCCACACUUGUCUCCACCACAGCAGAAACCUCCAACCCAGCUACUACAGGAACAAAUGCAGUCACUUCCAGCCCACCUGGAAUAUCAACUACUGCUCCUCUCACUAUCACAUCUCAGGAAACAACAGGAUCGACCACCAUGUUUCUUCAACAAACAAACUCGUCUUCUCAUGGGACAAGCCCAUCUCCUACGACUACGCCAACUCUUGCUACUCAGAACACAUCCCCAACUCUCACCACAAUUGCAUACACCUCUACUCUGGAGACAACCUCCACUGCUACCACUGGAGGAACCUCAACCCUUCAGGACACCACCGUGACCACCUCCACAACAGCAGAAACCCCCACCACAGCUGUCCAGUCCACGUCGUCUCUUGAGACUACAUCCUCGCCCUCCUCCACUCAACAACAAUCAUCUCCUGCUGACACAACCUCCACACUUGUCUCCACCACAGCAGAAACCUCCAACCCAGCUACUACAGGAACAAAUGAAGUCACUUCCAGCCCACCUGGAACAUCAACUACUGCUCCUCUCAGUACCACACGAACAGAGACAACUGCAUCAAGCACCAUGCUUCCUCCACAAACAACCUCGUCUUCUCCUGGGACAAGCCCAUCUCUUACAACCACACCAAGUAUUCCUACGCCGACCACUUCCCCAACUCUCAGCACACCUGCAACCACAUCUACUCUGGAGACAGCCUCCACUGAUACUACUGAAGUCACCUCAACCCUUCAGGACACCACGUUGGCCACUUCCACCACAGCAGAAAUAUCCACCACAGCUGUCCAGUCCACGAUGACUUCUGGGACUACAGCUUCACCCUCUUCCACUCCACAACAAACGUCUCCUGCUGGCACAACCUCCACGCUUGUCUCCACCACAGCAGAAACCUCCAACCCAGCUACUACAGGAACAAAUGAAGUCACUUUCAGCCAACGUGGAACAUCUACUACUGCUCCUCUCACUGCCACAUCGCAGGAGACAACAGCAUCGACCACCAUAUUCCUUCCAAAAACAACCUCGUCUUCUCCUGGAACAAGCCCAUCUCCUACAUCCACGCCAAAUAUUCCUACGCAGAGCACUUCCCCAACUCUCAGCACACCUGCAUCCACAUCUACUCUGGAGACAACCUCCACUACUACAACUGAAGGCACCUCAACCGUUCAGGACACAACGGUGACCACCUCCACCACAGCAGAAACCUCCACCACAGCUAUCCAGUCCACGUUGUCUCUUGAGACUACAUCCUCACCCUCCUCCACUCCACAAGAAACAUCUCCUGCUGACACAAGCUCCACACUUGUCUCCACCACAGCAGAAACCUCCAACCCAGCUACUACAGGAACAAAUGCAGUCACUUCCAGCCCACCUGGAAUAUCAACUACUGCUCCUCUCACUAUCACAUCUCAGGAAACAACAGGAUCGACCACCAUGUUUCUUCAACAAACAAACUCGUCUUCUCAUGGGACAAGCCCAUCUCCUACGACUACGCCAACUCUUGCUACUCAGAACACAUCCCCAACUCUCACCACAAUUGCAUACACCUCUACUCUGGAGACAACCUCCACUGCUACCACUGGAGGAACCUCAACCCUUCAGGACACCACCGUGACCACCUCCACAACAGCAGAAACCCCCACCACAGCUGUCCAGUCCACGUCGUCUCUUGAGACUACAUCCUCGCCCUCCUCCACUCAACAACAAUCAUCUCCUGCUGACACAACCUCCACACUUGUCUCCACCACAGCAGAAACCUCCAACCCAGCUACUACAGGAACAAAUGAAGUCACUUCCAGCCCACCUGGAACAUCAACUACUGCUCCUCUCAGUACCACACGAACAGAGACAACUGCAUCAAGCACCAUGCUUCCUCCACAAACAACCUCGUCUUCUCCUGGGACAAGCCCAUCUCUUACAACCACACCAAGUAUUCCUACGCCGACCACUUCCCCAACUCUCAGCACACCUGCAACCACCUCUACUCUGGAGACAACCUCCACUGACACCAAUGAAGGCGCCUCAACCCUUCAGGACACCACAUUGGCCACCUCCACCACAGCAGAAACAUCCACCACAGCUGUCCAGUCCACUGUGUCUUCUGAGACUACAGCUUCACCCUCUGCCACUAGAGAACAAACGUCUCCUGCUGGCAAAACCUCCACACUUGUCUCCACCACAGCAGAAAUCUAUAGCCCAGCUACUACAGGAACAAAUGCAGUCACUUCCAGGCCACCUGGAACAUCAACUACUGCUCCUCUCACUACAACACGUACAGAGACAACUGCAUCAAGCACCACGCUUCUUCCACAAAAAACCUCGUCUUCUACUAGGACAAGUCCGUCUCCUACAUCCACGCCAAACAUUCCUACGCUGACCACUUCCCCAACACUCACCACAACUGCAUCUACCUCCACUCUGGAGACAACCUCCACUGCUACCACUGGAGGCACCUCAACCCUUCAGGACACCACCGUGACCACCUCCACCACAGCAGAAACCUCCCCCACAGCUGUCGAGUCCACGUCGUCUCCUGAGACUACAUCCUCGGCCUCUUCCACUCCACAACAAACGUCCCCUGCUGACAAAACAUCCACAAUUGUCUCCACCACAGCAGAAACCUCCAACCCAGCUACUACAGGAACAAAUGCAGUCACUUCCAGCCCACCUGGAACAUCAACUACUGCUCCUCUCAUUACCACACGUACAGAGACAACUGGAUCAAGCACCAUGCUUCCUCCACAAACAAACUUGUCUUCUCCUGGGACAAGCCCAUCUCUUACAACCACACCAAGUAUUCCUAUGCCGACUACUUCCCCAACUCUCAGCACACCUGCAACCACAUCUACUCUGGAGACAACCUCCACUGAUACUACUGAAGUCACCUCAACCCUUAAGGACACCACCUUGGCCACUUCCACCACAGUAGAAAUAUCCACGACAGCUGUCCAGUCCACGAUGACUUCUGGGACUACAGCUUCACCUUCUUCCACUCCACAACAAACGUCUCCUGCUGGCACAACCUCCACGCUUGUCUCCACCACAGCAGAAACCUCCAACCCAGCUACUACAGGAACAAAUGAAGUCACUUUCAGCCAACGUGGAACAUCUACUACUGCUCCUCUCACUGCCACAUCGCAGGAGACAACAGCAUCGACCACCAUGUUUCCUCCACAAACAACCUUAUCUUCUCCUGGAACAAGCCCAUCUCCUACAUCCACGCCAAAUAUUCCUACGCAGAGCACUUCACCAACUCUCAGCACACCUGCAUCCACAUCUACUCUGGAGACAACCUCCACUACUACAACUGAAGGCACCUCAACCGUUCAGGACACCACCGUGACCACCUCCACCACAGCAGAAACCUCCACCAAGGUAGAAACCUCUACCACAGCUAUCCAGUCCACGUCGUCUCUUGAGACUACAUCCUCACCCUUUUCCACUCCACAAGAAACAUCUCCUGCUGACACAAGCUCCACACUUGUCUCCACCACAGCAGAAACCUCCAACCCAGCUACUACAGGAACAAAUGCAGUCACUUCCAGCCCACCUGGAACAUCAACUACUGCUCCUCUCACUACCACAUCUCAGGAAACAACUGUAUCGACAACCAUGUUUCUUCCACAAACAACCUCGUCUUCUCCUGGGACAAGCCCAUCUCCUACGACCACGCCAACUCUUGCUACUCAGAACACGUCCCCAACUCUCAGCACAACUGCAUCCACCUCUACUCUGGAGACAACCUCCACUGCUACCACUGGAGGAACCUCAACCCUUCAGGACACCACCGUGACCACCUCCACAACAGCAGAAACCUCCACCACAGCUGUCCAGUCCACGUCGUCUCUUGAGACUACAUCCUCGCCCUCCUCCACUCAACAACAAACAUCUCCUGCUGACACAACCUCCACACUUGUCUCCCCCACAGCAAAAACCUCCAACCCAGCUACUACAGGAACAAAUGAAGUCACUUCCAGCCCACCUGGAACAUCAACUACUGCUCCUCUCACUACAAGACGUACAGAGACAACUGCAUCAAGCACCAGGCUUCUUCCACAAAAAACCUCGUCUUCUGCUAGGACAAGUCCAUCUCCUACAUCCACGCCAAACAUUCCUACGCUGACCACUUCCCCAACACUCACCACAACUGCAUCUACCUCCACUCUGGAGACAACCUCCACUGCUACCACUGGAGGCACCUCAACCCUUCAGGACACCACCGUGACCACCUCCACCACAGCAGAAACCUCCCCCACAGCUGUCGAGUCCACGUCGUCUCCUGAGACUACAUCCUCGGCCUCUUCCACUCCACAACAAACGUCCCCUGCUGACACAACAUCCACACUUGUCUCCACCACAGCAGAAACCUCCAACCCAGCUACUAGAGGAACAAAUGAAGUCACUUCCAGCCCACCUGGAACAUCAACUACUGCUCCUCUCAGUACCACACGUACAGAGACAAAUGGAUCAAGCACCAUGCUUCCUCCACAAACAACCUUGUCUUCUCCUGGGACAAACCCAUCUCUUAAAACCACUCCAAGUAUUCCUACGCCGACCACUUCCCCAACUCUCAGCACACCUGCAACCACAUCUACUCUGGAGACAACCUCCACUUAUACCACUGAAGUCACCUCAACCCUUCAGGACACCACCUUGGCCACUUCCACCACAGUAGAAACAUCCACCACAGCUGUCCAGUCCACGUUGACUUCUGGCACUACAGCUUCACCUUCUUCCACUCCACAACAAACGUCUCCUGCUGGCACAACCUCCACACUUGUCUCCACCACAGCAGAAACCUCCAACCCAGCUACUACAGGAACAAAUGAAGUCACUUUCAGCCAACGUGGAACAUCUACUACUGCUCCUCUCACUGCCACAUCGCAGGAGACAACAGCAUCGACCACCAUGUUUCCUCCACAAACAACCUUAUCUUCUCCUGGAACAAGCCCAUCUCCUACAUCCACGCCAAAUAUUCCUACGCAGAGCACUUCACCAACUCUCAGCACACCUGCAUCCACAUCUACUCUGGAGACAACCUCCACUACUACAACUGAAGGCACCUCAACCGUUCAGGACACCACCGUGACCACCUCCACCACAGCAGAAACCUCCACCAAGGUAGAAACCUCCACCACAGCUAUCCAGUCCACGUCGUCUCUUGAGACUACAUCCUCACCCUUUUCCACUCCACAAGAAACAUCUCCUGCUGACACAAGCUCCACACUUGUCUCCACCACAGCAGAAACCUCCAACCCAGCUACUACAGGAACAAAUGCAGUCACUUCCAGCCCACCUGGAACAUCAACUACUGCUCCUCUCACUACCACAUCUCAGGAAACAACUGUAUCGACAACCAUGUUUCUUCCACAAACAACCUCGUCUUCUCCUGGGACAAGCCCAUCUCCUACGACCACGCCAACUCUUGCUACUCAGAACACGUCCCCAACUCUCAGCACAACUGCAUCCACCUCUACUCUGGAGACAACCUCCACUGCUACCACUGGAGGAACCUCAACCCUUCAGGACACCACCGUGACCACCUCCACAACAGCAGAAACCUCCACCACAGCUGUCCAGUCCACGUCGUCUCUUAAGACUACAGUUUCACUCUCUUCCACUCCACAACCAACGUCUCCUGCUGACACAACCUCCACACUUGUCUCCACCACAGCAGAAACCUCCAAUCCAGCUACUACAAGAACAAAUGAAGUCACUUCCAGCCCGCCUGGAAAAUCAACUACUGCUCAUCUCACUGGCACACGUACAGAGACAACUGCAACAAGCGCCACGCUCCUUCAACAAAAAACCUCGUCUUCUCCUGGCACAAGCCCAUCUCCUACGACCACGUCAACUCUUCCUACUCUGAGUACGUCCCCAACUCUCACCACAACUGCUUCAACUUCUACUCUGGAGACAACGUCCACUGCUACCACUGGAGGAAACUCAACCCUUCAGGACACCACCGUGACCACCUCCACCACAGCAGAAACCACCACAACAGUAGAAACCUCCACCACAGCUGUCCAGUACACGUCGUCUCCUGAGAUUACAGCUUCACCCUCUUCCACUCCACAACAAACGUCUCCGGCUGACACAACCUCCACACUUGUCUCCACCACAGCAGAAACCUCCAACCCAGCUACUACAGGAACAAAUGCAGUCACUUCCAGCCCACCUGGAACAUCAACUACUGCUCCUCUCACUACAACACGUACAGAGACAACUGCAUCAAGCACCACGCUUCUUCUCCAAAAAACCUCGUCUUCUGCUAGGACAAGUCCAUCUCCUACAUCCACACCAAACAUUCCUACGCUGACCAAUUCCCCAACUCUCCCCCCAACUGCAUCUACCUCUCCUCUGGAGAAAACCUCCACUUCAACCACUGCAGGCAACUCAACCCUUCAGGAGACCACCGUGACCACCUCCAACACAGCAGAAACCUCCACCACAGCUGUCGAGUCCACGUCGUCUCUUGAGACUACAUCCUCGCCCUCCUCUACUCCACAACAAACAUCUCCUGCUGACACAACCUCUACACUUGUCUCCACCACAGCAGAAACCUCCAACCCAGCUACUACAGGAACAAAUGCAGUCACUUCAAGCCCACCUGGAACAUCAACUACUGCUCCUCUCACUACCACAUCUCAGGAGACAACUGGAUCGUCCACCAUGUUACUUCCACAAGCAACCUCGUCUUCUCCUGGGACAAGCCCAUCUCCUACGACCACGCCAACUCUUGCUACACAGAACACGUCCCCAACUCUCAGCACAACUGCAUCCACCUCUACUCUGGAGACAACCUCCACUGCUACCACUGGAGGAACCUCAACCCUUCAGGACACCACCGUGACCACCUCCACCACAGAAGAAACCUCCACCACAACUGUCCAGUCCACGUCGUCUCUUGAGACUACAUCCUCGCCCUCCUCAACUCAACAACAAUCAUAUGCUGACACAACCUCCGCACUUGUCUCCACCACAGCAGAAACCUCCAACCCAGCUACUACAGGAACAAAUGCAGUCACUUCCAGCCCACCUGGAACAUCAACUACUGCUCCUCUCACUACCACACAUAUAGAGACAACUGUAUCAAGCACCAAGCUUCUUCCACAAAAAACCUCGUCUUCUGCUAGGACAAGUCCAUCUCCUACAUCCACGCCAAACAUUCCUACGCCGACCACUUCCCCAACUCUCAGCACACCUGCAACCACAUCUACUCUGGAGACAACCUCCACUACUACAACUGAAGGCACCUCAACUGUUCAGGACACCACCGUGACCACCUCCACCACAGCAGAAACCUCCACCAAGGUAGAAACCUCCACCACAGCUAUCCAGUCCACCAGAAACCUCCAACCCAGCUACUACAGGAACAAAUGCAGUCACUUCCAGCCCACCUGGUACAUCAACUACUGCUCCUCUCACUACCACAUCUCAGGAAACAACUGUAUCGACAACCAUGUUUCUUCCACAAACAACCUCGUCUUCUCCUGGGACAAGCCCAUCUCCUACGACCACGCCAACUCUUGCUACUCAGAACACGUCCCCAACUCUCAGCACAACUGCAUCCACCUCUACUCUGGAGACAACCUCCACUGCUACCACUGGAGGAACCUCAACCCUUCAGGACACCACCGUGACCACCUCCACAACAGCAGAAACCUCCACCACAGCUGUCCAGUCCACGUCGUCUCUUGA
Messenger RNA from Columba livia (rock pigeon), 12297 nucleotides. It is a transcript of the gene MUC16, whose product is annotated as mucin 16, cell surface associated. Bases 1 to 12297 code for a protein of 4098 amino acids. Lineage: Eukaryota; Metazoa; Chordata; Aves; Columbiformes; Columbidae. The record is from RefSeq and is a predicted model, not a curated record. The transcript is spliced from 2 exons.